AUGGCCGCUACGCACGAUAACGACAGUAACGACAUCCUCCAAGCGGGGGCCAUAGACUCGCAUCCGCCCCCUUCCACUUCCCCGCCCGCAGCCACCCCCUCUUCCCCGCCUACCGCUCUACCACGUCCCGCAGUCUCGUCCAACUCGAAUGUCUUGUUCGUCCCCUCAGACGGCGCGGAAGGCUCCCUCUUCGAGCCGCUACCGCCUGAUAUUGCUAAUGCCGACAUUUCCAUCGCGCCGGACGGUAGCUUCGUGGAGACCUCCUCCGGCGCUGCUGCCAGGGAGCUCAAGCGGCGAUACGACCACUCUCUCGGCGUAGGCAAGGACAUUCGCUCCCCCUAUGUGAUCACCGCGUUCGUGAACCAGCAUGGCAAGCAGAUGUAUAGGCUCGGACACCGCAAGGCGACCGCCCCCGCUGCGUCCGGGCAAGACGCCGAAGACCGCACCGUGACCCAGCACGUCGCGUCAACAUCCUCCUCCCCUCCGUCCCACCCCAUCCUCAGUCCGGGCAGCACUAACGGCAACGUCCCGCCCCACAAACGCCGUUCACGUAUGUCGGUGCACACUUUCCUCCCCACAGGCGUAUUCAAGUCGGCUGGCGUCGGUCCCAUGGCCAUCCCUAGUACCGUAUUCGACGCGUCACGAUCGCCACCCACGAAACGCCUCCGCAAGACGCGCUCGAUCCCCAACGGAAUCUCCUCUGCAGAUGGCGCGUCUCCCCUUCCUAGCGCGCCACCUACUGGACGCCCACACGCGCACAGUGUGUCGAGCGCGGACGCGUUUGCGCCACCGAGCCCGCUGAACACGGAUUUCCCCCGACCGCGCGCACCAGUGAACGACUUUUUCGCGGACGCGAUGGCAUGGAGCCCGCAGCCAGGAUCGCCAUUCGCGUCGAGCUCGUCCUCCGCGCCCUUCAGGCACCAGCCUCCUUCCUCCGUAUCGCCCAGCACGCCAAGCAAGGCGCGCGAGGACAUGUCGUAUCCGUUUGGGCUUGGGGUUACAUUCGACCCUCCGUCGUGGCGCUCGGUAUCCCAUCUUGCGUCGCCUCCAGUCAUCCGUGAGAUGCAGUCGUUCGAGUCUGGACUCACUGCUCGGGCGGAUUACCUGCCCCGUGUCUCGCGUAUGUCCAAACUGUCCCUCACCGGAACCUCCAACUCCGACGAGGACCUGCGUCGGGACACGCCUCCCCCCUCCUCCCCUGUGCCUCCGAUCAAGAUCUCCGAGCCGUCGACUCCCACGGCUGUGAACCUUGCCGCGACAACGCUGCCUUCUCGAUACUCGACCGCGCUCUUUGACGUAUUGCAGACGUAUCGCGGUUUGCCGUCACUGGACAAGAUCGAAUCGUCAUUCAAUGAGACAACAGUGCGGUUAUCGCUUCGCGCUGACGAGGGUGCGACUCCGCGCGAUGAUCCACGGUUCGUCAUCUGGGGCGAGGUCGACACGGAGCGCGACGCGUACGACGAUACACCUUCCAGCGCGACAGAUCCGUCUUCGCACCCGAAUUCAGCCGCCCCACGCCGACGCAGGGAGCGACAUCACACCAUUGCGAACAUGUACACUAUGCAGCCUUUCGAACCGCUCCAGAUACCCGCGCCGCAACGCGUCCAACCGCCGAAGGAGAGUAAGCGGAUGCUUGUGGCCGCAACGAUCGAGCGGUGGAUCGCGCAGCUCACGAGCGACCUCAACUACGAUGAGUUGCUGAUUUUCUUCCUCACCUACCGAACAUACGUCUCUGCAGUCGAUCUCGGACAUCUUCUCAUCUGCCGGUUCCACUGGGCACUGGGCGAGAGCACCAACUGCCGGGACGACGCGGAAAAGGUUGAAAAGACUGCUAGGAUUGUGCGCGUGCGGACAUUUACGGCGAUACGGUACUGGCUGCUGACGUUCUUCGAUGUUGACUUUGUACCGAACCGGGAGCUUCGGCUGCUGUUCGCGGACUGGCUGAACUCGCUCAGACGGGAUCCAAUCCUGCAGAAGCACAGAGAUGCGCUGAAAAUCGUGCGGCAGCUGCGGAAGGUCAUCCUCGACUGCAAAGACGCACACAUCCGCAAACUCAACCGGGCGUCGCGCAAGUCGGUAGACAAGCGGCGUUCUGCCGAGCCUCACUUCUCGGCCUUUUCCGACCACAUCCCUCGCCCGUCAAUAGACUCUCAAGCGCGUUCGUUCAACGACCCAGAGGACUUUGACAUCGAUUUCGACUUCGACGGGGGCGUGACGACACGGAGCGAUUUCUCUCUCGCCUCCGUCGAUGGAAGCCCGACGAACGCGCUCGACCUCGUCAUGAUGCGGCAGCCCCUCCAUAUGGCCGUCCUUCAAUACGGCAAGCAGAAUCCGUCGCACGGGCCCGGAGCGGGCGCUGUCCCACCACAGGCCCACUCGAACGCCGCGCUGUCGCCCUUUCCGCACAACACCAUUUCCCGGGUGUUCGUCAAUACCAUCGGCCGUCUUGGGCGGUGGAAGCGUGUACUUAACUCGCGCCCGCCUAUUCAACCACCACUAACCGUCGGUGUAGACGUGUCUGCGUUCGACGUAGAGGCGAACGAGACGGGCGACUUGCUGAUGGUCAAGGGCGGUGUCGAACAGUACUUGCGGAUGGUCGAGAGCCAGCUGAACUAUGAGUACGAGAUGGGCGCACAGCGGCCGUCGAUGAUGUCAACGAUGUCGACCGCGGUCUCGAUGUCGUCCCCACCUCCCAAACCGUCCCUCUCCCUCCCACAAUCCCCGCGGUCUCCGGAGCGUGUUCUCAGACAGCCUGUUGCUGCCGUCCCAGAGACGGCCGCUCCUGGGCCUCGGGAUGACGUUCCUCCGGCUAACAACUCAGAAGACGCACCAGCAGAGAGCUACUUCCCCUCUCCUCCGGACUACGAAGAGAGCGUUGCCGAAGCCCAACCCCGCCCAUCCACCUCUUCUUACAAUUCAGAGGACACUGCAUCGCUUCAGAGCACCACAACCCGCGAGCCCAUGUUGCCGAAGACACAUGAGCUUGACGUCGUCUCGAUUGACGACCUGGACCUCUCCGACCUCUCCUCUGACGAGCACCUGGAGGUGGUUGCCCCGCCCGGCCUUGGGUUGAAGAAGGCGACGCGACGGCUACCCACACGACGCGACUUCGAGUUUGUGCGGCAGUCGAUGGACAGCGUGUCUUCGAUGGGGAUCCGCACGCGCGAGUCCAUGUUCUCGCAGGACACUUCUUCGAUCAUAUCCUCGUCAUCCGAGGUCGUCUCGAACGGUGGCGGUGAAGACGGGGGAGGCCCUAUCCAGGCAUGGCACAUCAACGCGAUCAUCGACUCGCUCAGCGACGACGACGAGACUGGAGAUGUCGAGGCAGCGCUACGGCGCCUCGAAGGUCAGAUCAACCAGGACCAGCAGCGCGCGAAGCAGAGCAAGGUCGACCAGUGGAUCCAGUCCAUACAGCAACGCCGUGGCGGCGCGCUGUUUUCGUCCCGCGAGUCUGUGGGCGAGGAGGACGCGGACGCGGACGCGUCGGGCUCGGAUGAGGAUUACGGCCAGGUCGAACGCAGGAGGUUCUCGGGUGAAUCUGCUAUCAAUAUCUCUGCAGGCUUGUCGGCGGCUUCCCCUCAGCUCAGCUCGCGCAGCUCGUUCGCAUCCAUCUCGCAGCCUGCGUCUACUGACGCUAGUACGAGUGCGAGUGCGAGUGCGAGUGCGAGUGCAAGCGCCUCGGCCUCGGCCUCAGCUUCAGCUUCGGCAUCAGCGUCUACAGAUCCAUCAGUACCCCCUGCUGUAUCGGAGAGGCUCGGCCCACUAGCACUCGACAUGUUGCAGACUCCUCCUGCACACAGCGACGGGUUCUGUGAUAACGGUGCAUUGACUCCCGUCAGUGACGCUAAACCGCACGUUGAGGACGCCGUACCCCUCGAGAUCCUACAAAGUCGCGUCCCUUCCCGCCCGUCGACUUCUGGCGGCCCUUCAUCCAAGGACGCGCUCACACCCCAACCAUCUGCGGGCCUCCCCCCUCCCCCGAGCAUGCCAACAAUGCUUCGACGGCAUCAUUCAUUCGUUUUGAACUACCGUUCAGAAACGUUGAUACAACAUCUGUCGAUGAUCGACCGCGAGCUCUUCCUGAACAUUAGCUUCCAGGAGCUGAUCACAUCACACGCGAUAGGAUCUGCGGAAGAUGCGAACGUGCUGGACUGGGCACAGUUCUUGCGCGACCGCGCGAGGCUGACGGCGGAGGGUCGGGGCGGCUCGAAGACAAGCGCGUUGACCGCGGUGCGGGGACGGUUCAACCUCCUCGCGAACUUCGUCACAUCUGAGAUCGUGCUCACACAUCCGAGUGAGCGGGCGAUGGUCAUCAACAAGUUCAUCCGGCUCGCCUGGAAAGCGUACUGUCUGAAGAACUUCAACGCGCUCGUCGCGAUCAUCGCAGGUCUGCACAGCGAGUGGGUCGCAAAGGCCAAGCAGCAGGCGUUCAACAAGGUCGGCGCAUGGGAGAGCCGCAUGCUGCGCGACCUCACGGACUGGACGUCCCCCGUGGGCGACUUCAAGCACAUACGCCAGACGGUGGACUCGCUCGCGGAAGCAAAGUCGAUGCCGCCAGGCGCGCAGGACGCGACAGCGAAGAGCCCGGAUGGACAAACGAAUGGGUCGCGCAGUCGCGCCGCGUCUGACAGCAAACCGCCGACGCCCCCAGCGUGUAUACCCUUUAUCGGAGUGUAUUUGGCGCAAGUACAUCAUCACAGCAGUCUACCCGAUCUGAUCGACCCGACCGCGCCGCUCGUGGAGGUUAAGAUCGACCCGCUCACGAACUCGUUCGAGACGCCCGCGCACCCCGAGGUGUUCUCGACGCUCGCGCCGCUGCCGCCGUCGAUGCAGCUCGAGCCGCUGAUCAACGUGCACAAGCAGCGGUUGAUCAGCGGCGUGGUGAAGUCGCUCGUCGCGGGGCAGCACCUGGCGUCGAAGGUGCAGUACCCGCUCGACAAGAAGGUCUUCCAGAAGAUGCUGAAGCUGCGCGGGCUGGACGCGGACACGCUGGAACGUGCGCUGACGCUGUACGCUGAGAAGAAGUAGAGGGGACGUCGCGCACGGGCGGAUGUAGGUGUGCUAUACUGGAGCUGUAGAACUAUCUCUCGACUGAGCUGUCUGUUGUGUUUCUGCGAUUAAGGCUUCGUUCUCUGCUCUCUUCUUUUCGGGCACGUGGGGCAUGUAUGUGCUUUUGAGCGUUCGGAUAUCUCAUGCGCCUCGUUCUGCGACUGGUUACACCAGAUACCUCCGUCGUGCAUGAAGCGAGGUCUUCC
Molecule: messenger RNA, 5255 nt
Organism: Trametes versicolor FP-101664 SS1
Lineage: Eukaryota; Fungi; Basidiomycota; Agaricomycetes; Polyporales; Polyporaceae
Product: ras GEF
Exons: 6
Coding region: 1-5028 (1675 amino acids)
Biological process (GO): Ras protein signal transduction; positive regulation of GTPase activity
Cellular component (GO): plasma membrane
Molecular function (GO): guanyl-nucleotide exchange factor activity
Source: RefSeq, a predicted model, not a curated record